Messenger RNA from Schistocerca serialis cubense, 2905 nucleotides. RefSeq names its product UV-stimulated scaffold protein A-like. Gene Ontology annotation, biological process: response to UV; transcription-coupled nucleotide-excision repair. Bases 567 to 2858 code for a protein of 763 amino acids. The transcript is spliced from 14 exons. Gene Ontology annotation, molecular function: RNA polymerase II complex binding. Gene Ontology annotation, cellular component: chromosome. The record is from RefSeq and is a predicted model, not a curated record. NCBI's taxonomy places the organism in Eukaryota, Metazoa, Arthropoda, Insecta, Orthoptera, Acrididae.
GAAAUGUUUCACUUCUCAGCAGUUUACCAUGCAAAACUGAUGAAGAGCAUCCGUUCUAUGGGCUAUUAAUAAACUUUAUCAUUACUAGUUCCAUAACUGUGAUAUAUUCUUACGUUCAGUUCACUUAUUUCUAGUGUGAAUACGCCACUUUAAUGGUGACGGUGUAUUCCGUUCCGUUCUGUGUGAAUCGACCUCAAGAUAUAUCAUGAUUCUUUUUUUCGCGUAGCAAAUGACAACAAUAUAUUUCCUGGCUAUCAAAACAUCAAACAAGUGCCUGCCAUAACUGUUUCGUUAAGGAGACGAAUAAGUGCGGUUUCGUUCCACCGUAGAGUCAAGUUUUCUGUAUUUGAGAUGUGUAUAAGAACUGUCAACUACAACAUUGCCGUUGCAUAUAUGCACGGAAUUGCUGGAUGAGUACACCUUCAAGAGUGCUCAAUUUUUCAGAUUACGUCACAGAUAAGUCAAAUCGAGUGGAACCUGCUUAAAAGAAAACUAUGACCAAGCAGUCAGAUAAUUAGAAACGAAAGCGCCUAACAUUAAUAGUUAUUAACAAAAUUAUAUGUGCAAUGGCAGAACGCUUGGACAGUGAUAUGUGUGGACAGUUGGCCGAGAAUGUUGAAAUAUUAACCCACAGUGGCCAGAAAACAUUGGACGAAUCAAAGCUUAAGAAAAUUAAACAGAUAUGCAAAUCAUUGUACCUUUUGAACUGCAGUGGAUUAUGUACAACAGACUUCAUGAAGGAAUUUUUUAAGUUAAGCUAUGAAACAGUAAUCAGAAUGCCCAACUCCUUAAACAGUUGUCUACAAGGUGAUCGUGGGUUGUCAAAUGGCUAUGUGAAACAUACAUAUCAUUUACUGUUGUGCCAGCUUGAGAAGCAGCAUUCAGAGGUUCGGUUUAGUGCAUUCCAAAUUUGUGAUGUACUUUUCAGGAGGUCUCACUGCUUUCGGGAACUGCUUGUGUCAGAAAUGCAGCGGGUCUUGGAGCUUGCCGCUGAAACAAAUCCUGACAAGCCUUUGCCAAUGCCAAAAACUGUAGCCAAAGAUUUAAAGCUUUUUGCAUUGAGAACAAUCCAACAAUGGAACAAGGAAUUUGGGAGUGGUUACAAGAAGUUGCAGCUUGGAUUCAAUUUCUUAAAAAAUUGUAAGAAGGUUGAUUUUGAUACAUUGGAGGCUCAAAGCAAUGCAGAAAGGUUGCGGCAGGAAGAAGAAGAACGCCGAAAAAAUGUUCAAAGUAACAAAAAACUGAAAGCUGUUGCUCAGGAAUACUCUGAUAUGAAGACUGAUAUCUCCGAUACAAUAACAGCUUUAGACAACUGCAUCUCAUUGAUUUUACCUGAACCAGAAAAUUUUUUUAUAAAUGAAGACAAGGAAACUGAUUCUAGCUUUGCAUUGGCACCACAAGAAAGCAUCAAGAACAGUGACUUGAAGAAACCAAUCUUGCCACAAAACUAUACAGAUGAGGAAGGUUGCUAUAACAAUGAACACAGAGCUCAUGGUCUACUUAGUGGAAACUACAAAAUAGAAGUUGAAUUAAAACCAGAUAUUGUAAUCAAUGAAACUUCAGAGAAUGCAGCAAUUUUUGAGAAUGCAAAAGGAUUCUGGCAGCUUAUUAAUAACAGAUACUUGCCUGCUGUUAAAAAUUGGAUAAAAGUCAUCACUAAAUACUCAGGAAGUACUCAGCACUUAAAGGAAAUUAUAGAUCUUAAGCAACGUUUAGAAGCUGUACUUAAUAAAUGGUCAGAACUUAAAACAAAUUUGAAAUCUGUGAGUGAUACUGAUGAAAGUGAUUCUGAUCUUGAAGAAGUUGAAGAGAAAGAAGGUUAUGAAGAAACGGUGAAGGAUCAGACACUAAGUGAAUUAAAUUUUGAAUUAAAAAAUGAUGUAAAAAGUACUGUUACAAUAUCUAAAAGGAAGGCUGGUGACUGGAAUAUAUUACAAGAGGACUAUGAGGAGGAUCCUACCACAGCAAAAUCAACCCUAGUUACAUUAAAUAAGGCCACUGGAAAUACCAUGCUGGCUGGCAAGCCUCAAGCAAAUAAGAAGAAGAAAAGUGGCACUAUUCAAGAUGCUAAACCUUGCACUUCAACGUCAAAAGAUAAUGCACAGUCUGUAACUUCAUAUGACGUUACACAACCAUCAACAUCGGGUGGUGCCACAGAAAGCCAGUCUCGGAAGCAGCGGCUGUUAGAAGUUGCUCCUAAGCUUCCUUUUGAUGUUGACUUGUAUCACUGGGAGGAUGAGAAUGUUGCAGUACCAACCAUGUUCUGUGUGAAACCAGAUGGAGCAAGAUUUUGGUCAGCAACUUCAACUGAUGAACUCGAAGAGAUACCAGUGCCAGAAGGUGCUGCCACCUUACGUACACGUGUAAUAGAGUUCACAGGAAAGUAUGAACCUGUGAAAUGGGCUUGCAGAGCACCCCUUCCCACUGGAAAGCUCUGUCCAAGAAGAGAUAGAUACAAGUGUCCAUUCCACGGACCAAUAGUGCCUCGGGAUGAAAAGGGUCAGCGCACAGAUGGUCAGCCUGAUGAAAAAUCAGAAGCUAAUACUGAUGACACCAAUAAGAAUGUUCCUGAUUGGCAAGACCCGCAGCUUCUUGAAGACAUUAAGGAGGCAACAGGGAUUGAUCUUAAAAUGCCAGAGAAGCGAAAAAAACAGAGCACGAAAAAAGAAAGGAAAAAGAAAUUUCCUGGCCUAACUGAUAUAAGUGAAAAACGAAAGUCUUCAUAUGAGCGCCUUUCAAGGAAGAUUUUUAAGAAGUCUUCAAUGAAGAAAGUCGCGAAGGCCUUGGAUCAGCUGGAUCAUAAACGUUUUCGUGACAAAUAUGGUGAUCAGUUUCAUUACAUGUAUGGCACUGCCUGAAAAAAGAUGGCAUAUUAUUGAAGAAAAUAAAUAGUUUUAGAACUUCA